Messenger RNA from Cydia splendana, 2397 nucleotides. RefSeq names its product charged multivesicular body protein 4b (gene shrb). Gene Ontology annotation, cellular component: multivesicular body; cytoplasmic side of plasma membrane; ESCRT III complex. The record is from RefSeq and is a predicted model, not a curated record. Bases 122 to 790 code for a protein of 222 amino acids. Gene Ontology annotation, biological process: late endosome to vacuole transport via multivesicular body sorting pathway; vesicle budding from membrane. The transcript has 5 exons. NCBI's taxonomy places the organism in Eukaryota, Metazoa, Arthropoda, Insecta, Lepidoptera, Tortricidae.
UUACACAGAUGACGCAUCGACUGCUGCAAAAGAAGGAUAUAAUUUUCUCGUAAGUAUUUGUGUGUUCAAUCAAGAAUUUGCGUCUCUAAUUUAUCGGAUCUAAAGUAUCUAAACUAUCAUAAUGAGUUUCCUGACGAAAAUGUUCGGAGGCAAGAAAGAGGAGAAAGGCCCGACAACGCAUGAGGCGAUACAAAAAUUACGUGAAACUGAAGAGUUGUUGAUCAAGAAACAGGAAUUUCUGGAGAAGAAAAUCGAGUUGGAAAUCCAAACAGCUAGGAAACAUGGCACCAAAAAUAAAAGAGCUGCAAUUGCCGCGCUCAAGCGUAAGAAGCGCUAUGAGAAGCAACUCACCCAGAUUGAUGGGACACUCACCCAGAUUGAGGCGCAGCGUGAGGCGCUGGAGGGAGCGAACACCAAUGCCCAGGUGCUCAACACAAUGAAGGAUGCUGCCAAUGCAAUGAAACUUGCUCACAAGGAUAUUGACGUGGACAAGGUGCACGACAUCAUGGACGACAUCGCGGAGCAGCACGACAUCUCGCGCGAGAUCACCGACGCCAUCAGCAACAACGUCGCCUUCCCCAACGACAUCGACGAGGACGAACUCGAGAAGGAGCUGGAAGAGCUUGAACAGGAGGAUCUCGACAAGGAGAUGCUGGGCAUCAACGUGCCCACAGACAAACUGCCGGACGUGCCCAGCGCGGAGCUCGUCCACGACAAGCCCAAGCCCAGCAGGUCCAAGCAGACUGAGGACGACGAAGAAUUCGCAAAGCUGCAGUCCUGGGCUACGUAGGCUGAUCGAGGGUCAGCUACUUGUGCGUUGUGAUAUUUUGACGGUAGCGAGUCGAGUGAAGGUUUACUUUUGCACAAUUAAGCUCAAACAGAAGUGAAGUGUUAACCAAAAGUGUAUCUAACAUAGAGUAGUUAAAUAAACCCUGUUAAGUGCGAGUUCGUUUAAUUCGCGCACUGUGGGUUCCGUACACUUUUCAGUUAUCUCAUGCAACUAAAAACUCGAAAGGUUUUUGAGAAAUAAAUUAAAUUAUAAUAUUAAGAAUCUAGCAGAAAAGCAUUACUGCUGCAGUAUUGCAGCGCGAUAUUACUGCCGGCUGCUUUACUGCUGCAAAUGUCGAAAUCGAGGUUGAUGCCUGGAAUUUAGACAGACAUUUUUGAACUGAAUAUACUUGUGCCGCACAGUGCCGCACACUGGUGGAUUGCCGCCUUAGGAUGCGCCGAAUGCCACACCAAAAUGUCUCCGAGAACCUUCGCCCAACAUUGAAGCUAGGGUAGACUGCUUUACAUCUGUGUUUCACAAACGUAUGGCGGUUACCACCGCCAGCGUCAGCAUGGAGCGAAUUUUCUUGCAUUUUUUUGGCUCGGGCAUGAAGGUUGAAUGUGUGAUCGGUGAAUAUAAUAUAUCUACAGGGAAAUGGCACAUUUUCUCAAAAGUAAGCCUUCACUUGAACAUGUGUAUAUAAAUAUGUAUGAAAAAAUCGUUCGGCUUUAUGUAAUGCGGUUAAAUGUAAUCUGCCUUAUAUAUUUACUAACUGAAUUUUGUACUAUACGUCUAUGAUUUCAAAUAUAGCAAAUAUGAAACUGUUCAAGUUGAAUAGACUUCAUAGGUCAAAUUUGUACUCUUCACGUUUACUCUAAAUGUGUUUCCUGAAAAAUACUUCAUAAUACCUAAUUCAUGUUCAGUAUAGUCAAGUAUAGUACAAAAUAUCAGUGGUUAGUCCAAAUAUUGAUAGGAACCGAUGGAUAUGGGUAGGCAAGAUGUCUGUAAUAUAAUUUAUAUUUAUUUGCUGUUUUUCUAAUCAAUAUGUUGAAGAAAACUAUUUUUAUAUUAAUUUUAAUUUGUUAGGUUUCGAAGAUGUUUGCACUAGAUAAGAAAAUUUGCUACUAAACGCUUGAACUCGAAUCAUUGCUAAAUGUCAUAUCACUCUAUUUAGUUGAUUUACCUACCUGCAUCGUAUGGGUACUUAUAUUUAGGCAUAAUAGUGCUUUUUUAAAAGAGGUGUAGCGGGAAAUUUUAUAUAAGUGGUGAUAAAAUAGUAGGUUGUUAUAGGUGUUUUAUCGCUAAUCAUAUGAAAUUUCGACUCGAUCAUCGCCUAGCCUAGCCUCAGUGGCGAAAAAAAACUAGAAGCAAGUGCUCUGAUUAAUCUAUUUCAAUGAAAGUUGUUAAAAAAAAAGCGUUGAACCUACUCCAUUUCGGCACCAGAGUUGGUUAAAAGUAAGUAGUAAAUAGUAGUACAUAAAUAUCAUUUUGUUUCUCAUUCGAACUAACGUCAAUAAAUGUAACCUAGGAUUACUGCCUACAUGUAUGUACUAGAAGGAAGCGUAUGUUUUUUAAGCUCUAAUUUUACCUUGUUUAUAAUAUAAUUCAAUACAUUUUACCUAAAGAUA